AUGAGUUCAAUUAUAAGCACAUUUUUAAUCACCGUAUUAUUCUUCCUCAUGUCAUUUUUAAGUAAAUAUAAACCAUUUAGAAACUGGGCAGCAAAACAACUUGAAAGUUCUCUGACAGAACAAUUAUCACCGUAUGUUAACUAUCGUAUUAGAAGUCCAGGGUUCCAAUUAAUUCCUGCUAAGAAUGGUGGGUCUGUAAAACUGCAAAAUUUGGCAUAUACUUUAAAUGAAUUGAAAGAAUACCAAUCACGAGGUAAAAUGACGAAUAGUAUCAUAUCUAAGAGGACGAAUGAAUUAAUUGAUACCAAUUGGUUAGAACAGUUGAAUAAGGUACGAUAUUUUGAUAAGAUUAGUCAAGUUAAUGAAAGUGUUUCAAGAAAUUACAAAGUUAUUGAGAAUAUCAUCGAAUAUGUCCUGAAGGAAAUGGUGAAUACUUCUUCGAAGACUGAUAAGAAGAUGAUUAAUGUAUUACGUGGGUUCUGUACUGAAUUUGGAUUUAAUCUUGACACCAAUGGGAGUAAAUUACAACGGAAAAUAGGAUAUAAAGAUGAAACUAUUGUAUUGCAAUCGAACUCAAAUCAAAACAGGGUUAUUGAGGCUAUAAAUCAUCUUUGUCGAGAUUGGAGCGACAGUUUCAAAUUGGAAAGGGAACCUAUAGUAGAUUAUGUGCAAAAAAGAUUGGAAUCAUGCCAGUUGGGUGAUAACUCAUUGGUUGUACUUCCUGGAUCAGGAUUAGGUCGAUUGGCACAUUCUAUUGCUGAAAUUUUUCCCUCAGUUGAUGUUGAUUCGGUAGAACUAUCAACAUUAAUGUACGUUUGUAAUCAAUUUGCAUUACAUUUUAAGCGAGAUGUUGAAAUAUGUCCAUUCAAUAUGUUCUAUUCUGGCCAACUUGAUGUCAAGAAACAAACGCGACCAUUUAAUGUCAGUUUAAGUAAAGUUUCAUUCACUCCUAAUUUGAAUACGUUGUUGGAAGAUUUCCGUAAGUAUACUCCAAGAAAGCUUACUUAUGAUAAGAUUAUUAUAGUUACAGAAUAUUUCAUAGAUACAGCUGAAAAUAUGUUUGAAUAUUUCGAAAAUAUUGAAUCUCUGAAGCAAUAUUCUAAUAAUUUACAGUGGAUCAAUGUUGGACCUUUGAAAUAUGGAACUAGACCGUUAGUUCAAUUUACUGUAGAGGAAUUAAACUCACUGAGAAGAAUACGGAAAUGGGAAGACAUAGAUGUGCAGGUUAAUACUAAACAGGCAGAUUUGAAUGGCUAUUUGACAGAUUAUGAGUCUUUGUAUCAAGGUUACUACGGUCUUCUUAAAUUCCAUUCUAGAUAUCAGGGACCGCAUACAUAA
Molecule: messenger RNA, 1338 nt
Organism: Naumovozyma dairenensis CBS 421
Lineage: Eukaryota; Fungi; Ascomycota; Saccharomycetes; Saccharomycetales; Saccharomycetaceae
Exons: 1
Coding region: 1-1338 (445 amino acids)
Molecular function (GO): S-adenosylmethionine-dependent methyltransferase activity
Source: RefSeq, a predicted model, not a curated record